AUGACUGUGACUCCCAGCUUCUCGACAACUAAUCAAAAGGAUGAGCUCGCGCUUGCACGCUUGGGCAAGAAAGCGGUCUUGAAAAGGCGAUUUGGCUUCCUCUCCAUCCUGGGCUUCAGCUGCACGGUCUUGAUCACCUGGGAGGCAUCCUUGGUACUGUUCCUUGUAGGCUUCCAGAAUGGAGGUCCAGCUGGUGUCGUCUACGGGUACUUGGUCGUUUGGCUGGGUACCGUCUCUGUCUUCAUGGUUCUCGCUGAGCUGGUCUCGAUCGCACCUACAUCCGGCGGCCAAUAUCACUGGGUGUCGAUGAUGGCACCUCGACGCUUAUCUAAGCUCCUCAGCUAUACAUCAGGGUGGCUCACGCUCUGCGGCUGGCUGGCCUCUUUCGGCUCUGGCUGCUUCCUCACUGGCGGUCUGAUCCAAGGUCUUCUGAUCCUUUGUCAACCAGACACUUACAUCCCGCAGAACUGGCACGUCACCUUGCUGUACUGGGCAGUCAUCUUGUUCUGCGUUUUCAUUAACGUGGCAGCUGGGUGGCUCUUGCCGAAGUUCGAAGGCGCUCUGCUGGUGUUACAUAUCCUCGGCUUCUUCGCGAUCCUGAUCCCGCUCCUCGUUCUUGGUCCCAAGGGGGAUGCUAAGGAGAUCUUCACCACGUUCCUCAACAUGGGCGGAUGGGAUUCUCAGGGUCUGUCGUUCUGCAUCGGAAUCAUGGGCAGCGUGUUCGCCUUCGUCGGGGGUGAUGGCCCAAUCCAUCUGUCUGAGGAGAUUCAAAACGCACAAGUGGUCGUACCUCGGUCGAUCAUGACAGGUAUUGCGAUCAACGGAACGCUGGGCUUCGUCAUGGUCGUUACUGUGUUGCUACGUCUUGGCGACGUGGAUGCCGUUCUGGCAGAAAACCCUGCGUUUCCAUUCAUGGCAGUUUUCCACCAAGCCGUCCAGUCUCGAACUGGCGCGGCUGUGAUGGCUUCAAUAGUCAUGAUCCUUACCAUCAGUGCGAAUGUCGGAUUCGCGGCUUCGACUUCGCGCAUCUGCUGGGCAUUCGCAAGAGAUAGAGGCCUUCCGGGAUGGCGCCAGCUGAGCAAGAUCAGCGGUAGGACUUCGAUCCCCGUCAACGCCGUCGCGGCCACUAGCAUCAUUGCCGCACUCCUGGCUCUGAUCAAUAUCGGCUCAACAACUGCCUUCAACGGCGUCAUUUCCGUUUCCAUUGCUGGCCUCUUCGCUUCCUACCUCCUCACGUCCUGUCUGCUCUUAUACCGUCGCUGCACCGGCGCAAUACUUCCCAGCAGCGCCGCGUUCGACAACGUCACACCGUCCGUCACCGACGACGGCAUGGUGCGCGCGUUCUGGGGACCGUGGAAGAUCCCUGGUGCGCUUGGUAUCGUGAACAAUGCUUUCGCUUGCCUGUAUCUUGCGUUCGUGUUCUUCUUUAGCUUCUGGCCAAGUUUCAAGGAAGUCACGGUCGCAGAUAUGAAUUGGUCGAUUUUGGUGACGGGGGCUAUCGCUCUUCUGAGCGCUGUCUACUACAUGGUCUGGGCGAGAAAUACGUACCACGGUCCCGUGGUUGAAGUAAGUCUCUAG
Molecule: messenger RNA, 1578 nt
Organism: Didymella exigua CBS 183.55
Lineage: Eukaryota; Fungi; Ascomycota; Dothideomycetes; Pleosporales; Didymellaceae
Product: amino acid transporter
Exons: 5
Coding region: 1-1578 (525 amino acids)
Biological process (GO): transmembrane transport
Cellular component (GO): membrane
Molecular function (GO): transmembrane transporter activity
Source: RefSeq, a predicted model, not a curated record